Messenger RNA from Musca vetustissima, 5211 nucleotides. RefSeq lists its product as uncharacterized. Gene Ontology annotation, biological process: interstrand cross-link repair; replication fork reversal; double-strand break repair via synthesis-dependent strand annealing. The transcript is spliced from 6 exons. Bases 1 to 5211 code for a protein of 1736 amino acids. Gene Ontology annotation, molecular function: ATP binding; four-way junction helicase activity; 3'-5' DNA helicase activity. Lineage: Eukaryota; Metazoa; Arthropoda; Insecta; Diptera; Muscidae. The record is from RefSeq and is a predicted model, not a curated record.
AUGGCAACGAAACACAAUACGGCUGAUGAAGAUCCUUGGACAGAUUUAAGUUUCAAUGAUGAAGAACUGCAUACGCUGAUGAACCAACUGGAUAAUCCACUGGAAGGUGUGGACAAUUCAAGGCUAUGUGAGGCUGAACAGCACAAGGGGUUCGAUAGGAAUGUCGGAGAGACAUGGAUCUAUCCCAAUAAUUUGCCAUGCCGAUCCUAUCAACAGAGCAUUGUACAGGCGGCGCUGUAUCGUAAUACAUUGGUGGUGCUGCCCACUGGUUUGGGUAAGACGUUUAUUGCUGCUGUGGUCAUGUACAAUCUAUAUCGAUGGUAUCCCCGAGGGAAGGUGAUAUUUAUGGCACCCACAAGGCCGUUGGUAAAUCAACAGAUAGAGGCGUGUCAAAAGAUUAUGCCAUUUCCACGAAAAGACACCGUGGAAUUGACUGGGAGACUCCCAAAAGCUAAACGUGCCGAACUGUGGAAGACAAAGAGAGUGUUCUUUGCCACACCCCAAGUUGUACAGUCUGAUAUUUUGGGUAAUUAUGUCGCAGGCGAUGAGGAAGAAGGAGAAACCACUUUGGAAGAUUCUACGAGUUCCUGUAAAUUUGAAUUCCCAUUUGAUUCGAUUAAAUUGAUUGUGGUCGAUGAAGCCCACAAAGCCAAAGGCAAAUAUUCCUAUGUUGAAGUUGUUCAGUCGAUUGCAGCGAGGAAUAGAUAUUUUCGUGUUGUGGCCUUAUCAGCUACCCCCGGUCGUAACAUGGAUGAUGUGGCGGAGGUUUGUCGUAAUCUGUUAAUAUCUCACAUAGAGGUACGUUGUGAGAAUUCCGUGGAUGUGGCACCCUAUGUCCAUAAACGUGCCAUGGAAACUGUGGUCGUGUCAUUGGGUGAACGCAUUAAGGAAAUCCGAGAAGAGUUGUUGGAAAUAAUUGAUCCAUAUUUGAGGCAGCUAAUCGAUUGUCAAAUGCUUUCGGGAUCAUUGUCAAAUAUAAAUCGCAAUUUUCUUCUCUACGAACAAAAACGUUAUCAGGAACGUUGUCAACACAAUGGACGUCAUCCACAACAUUCCGCCAUUACGACUAAUUUUUCCAUAUGUAUAAGUCUUUACCAUUCCUUGGAGCUGUUGGAACGACAUGGCCUGAGAGUAUUCUUAAAUAAUUUCGAAGAAGACAUAGAAGGUAAAACGAAAUUCGUUAUACAAAUGGAACGUCGUCUAAGGAAUCUGGUUGAUCGUCUCAAUGAAGAAAUGGGUCCAAAUCCGUUUAAUGUCUCAGCCGGCCCGAUGACAAAUGGUGAAAUUGCUGAAAUGCCCAAAGAUUUAGAUUUUGGUCAUCCGAAAUUUGAAAAGGCCCGUGAAUGUUUACUUAAGCAUUUUAAGUCUCAUGACGAUUCCCGUGCCAUUGUCUUCUGUGAAUAUCGUGAAUCGGUAUUGUUAAUCUACCGCAUGCUGCUCCAACAUGUUCCUUUACUAAAACCUAAAUGUUUUGUGGGUCAGGGUGGUACUGGUAAUUUAAGACCACUCACCCAAAAAGAACAAAUACAAAUAAUGAAUGAUUUUCGUUCGGGACAAAGUAACGUACUUAUAGCCACUUCGAUUGGUGAAGAAGGCAUUGAUGUCGGGGAAGUCGACCUCAUUGUUUGUUUCGAUAUAAGCACUUCGAAUCCUACAAGAUUUGUGCAGCGUAUUGGACGAACGGGGCGAAAGAAAAAUGGCAAUGUUGUAAUGUUGGUUACCGAGGGUCGGGAGCAACAGAUUUUAAAAGAUGUCCUGCACAAUAAAGACCAAACGAAUAAAAAAAUUUUAAGAUCUCCCGCAGUUCAGCAUUCUCUGUAUAAGCAGGCACCACGUUUAGUACCCACCGAUAUCAAGCCGAAAUGUUUACAAACCUUUGUAACGCCUUACAAAGAUGAUGAGGAUGACGAUGGUGGCGACGAUAAUAAAUCUACGGCAGGGAAAUCCAAAAAGACGGUGGGAUCAAAAGCAAACAAAAAGGGACUGGGCCAAGAAAAAGGUGUACAAGAUCUGCGAAAGUUUUUCAACAAAAAACCACCACUUGUAGAAAUGGAUGCCGAAGAUUUGGAAUAUUUCGAAAUAGACACAAAAAUGACGCAGGCCAAACCGGGCAUACACACCCAGCAAAAUAUGGAACGGAGUUUUGAUCGUAUUAAACAUUUGUUUAAGGAUAUGGCAACACCAAAAUCAACACAAUUGAAACCGAAGAUGUGUAAAACGGAUGUUCCUAAAAUUGAAAUUGAAUCUGUUGAUUUGUGCGGUGAUUCAUCCGAUGAACACAUUGAAGAUGUUACACCUAAAAAGCGACAGAAAUUAACGAAUAAUAAUAGCCAAAGUUCCAUAACAAGUUAUUUCAAUAAUCAAACCCAGAAUACCAGUAUAGCGGAUGAGGAUGAUGGUGGACUAUCGGCCAAGGAAAUUUUACUAAAUGGAAGGAUUACAAAAUUAAAUGAAUUCCUAAAGAAGACACACACUACAGCGGAUGUCUUGAAAAGGGCUAACAUCAAAGAUUUAUCCUAUCAUUUAAAAUCGGACGAAAUGUCAGAUGAAAUGAAACAAAAGUUGCUGAUGGUACAUCAGGAUUUCCUACGCAAUAAUCUGGAGCAAAUGAACAUUUUAAAUGCCCUCCAAGAUUUUGACAAUGAAUCUGAAGAGGAAAAGUCUAUACGAGAAAUUCAUCGAAUAAUUGUUAGACUUUUUGGUGGUGGUGAAGAGAAAGUAGAACAAUUUUUGGAAGAAGCAGAAAUGGAAAAACAUAAACGGCAAUCCACAAUAGAUGAUAUUUCAUCCGAUGAAGAAUGGGAAAAUGAAAAAGAAUUUAAUAAGAAAAUGGAUGAUAUAUUUGGUGAUUUGGGGGAGCCCCAUAAGAGUAGUGAAACAUUCGAUUGGGUCCGAGAAAAAUUCAAACAAACCGCAAGGUAUAAGGAUGCCGAAGAGGAAAGGGCCAAGGCAGCAGUAUCCAAGGUCCAGGAAUCCAUGGUCUAUAAUACAUUUGUGGACAAUGAAACUGAAGAUCGUACACUGAACUUAGAGGACAACGACGAGGAGGAAAAUAAUGAUAUAUCAUUUACUGAAUCCAAAUAUUGCAGUCAAUGGUUGGAGUUUAAUAAACCGGAUAUGGCCUUUAAAUCGACACCAUUGCAAGGGCAAAUGAAAAAGUUCUCAGAAUCGAGACCUACAACUUCUACCAAAGCCAGGAAUUUAUUAAAUAAACUUGAAGCAACGGGUGGAGAGAAGAUCUUUGAAUCUAAAUUCGAAACUACUUCCACAAGAGCUAUGAACUUAUUAAAUAAUCUAGAGGAAUCUAAAGAAGAGAAAAUAACGGAGCAAAAGAAGGAGAAGGAGUCUGCAAAUUCACCAAAUAAUUUCCUGCCAAGUACGAAAUUUUUAGAUUCAUUGCUGAUGUGUGAAAAGGAAUUAAACACACUUCUACUGGAACGCAAAAAGGAAGAAGAUGAGAAGGAGGAUAUUCACAAUAUAUUGCAUGAUGAAAGUUCCACUUCCAGAGAUACUGAUAUGACCACGGGUUCUUUGGUUAUACCGGAAACAGAAUAUCCCUUAGAGGGGAAAGUUGCAACCACAAAAGAUACGGCGACAAAUGAUAUACUCUCAUCCACAGUAAAAGAGGCCAAGGAAACCAGUUUUGCCAUGGAUGAGGAUGAUGGAGAGGAAGAUGAAAUGUUCCUGGCUGCUUUGGAAGCAGAAAUGCAAUUUACACAAACCAAAGAGCAAGAGAAAACUAAGGAGGGAAGUACAGAUGCUCUCAACGAUUCCAAUAGAACACCGGAUAAUUUGAAUUUAACCGCGGAAACUGCAAUUGAUCCCAGUGCCAAUAAACAUAACUCCAGUGUUAAAAUGACUCCACCCUCCUUGAAUUCAACUUUACCCACACCACCAGAAAUUUCCAUAGAAAAGGAACUGGAUUUCGAUAUGGAUGCAUUUAUGGAACCAUUCCCCGAAGAAGAAGAGCUAAUGAAAUCAUCACACAGUAAAUUGCCAACAAGACGUGAAAGUCUCAAAGAGAAUUUGAAUAAGGGUGUCGGGGCCCGCCAGUCACCAGAUUUAUUUGGUGGUGGUGAUGACCAAAGUAAAUCUCCAAUUGUAUUGCAUGCGAAACCCAUACAAAAAACUUCCUUGGCCUCCAAGUUGUCGGCAAAACUAAAUCUACAGAGAAGUCAUUCAGCCUUAAAUCCUCCCACUUCGACGAAAUUUGCUUCACCCAAGAAAAAUCUAUUCCCUACAAAUUCCAGUGCCAAUUUAACAUCACCCUCCUCGCGUACAUCCACCAAUGCCAUACAAAAUAGUGAUAAAUCUCCCAGUCUAUUCGAUAUGUAUUUGAAAAAUGCCAAAGGUCGAGCAAAAUUGCCCAGUUCUCUAAGAAAUACCUCUUCGACCUUGGGUAUAUCGAGAUGUGAGAAUAAUACCUCAACGAGUAGUAAUUCUAAGCCCAUACCGGCCACACAAGAUGAAAGCAUUUUGGUGGUAAGGAAACGAACCACAGCUCCUAAACGUAAAAUAUUCGAUAGUGAUUCGGAGGGUGGUGAAAGCAGUGAAAAUGAUGUCACCGUCAUUGCUGCCGAUAAUGACGACGACGAAGACGAUGAUAGUGAUUUUGAACAAAUUGCAGCCACACAAGCAGCUGACGAAAGUAGUAUACAUCAUCGUAGAAAACGACGAAAAUACAAUUCGUUUAUCGAACAAGAGGCUGUCUUAAGUGGCUCGGAUCAAAGUGAAGAUGAAGCCGAACACUCAAUUGGUUGUUAUAUGAUGGAUUCAGUAGUAGUUGCCAGUGAUGACGAGGAUCCCGAUCAGGCAUCCACAUCACACAUGCAGGCCAUGUAUUUGCAAUCACUAAAGAGUCCUGCUGCAAGAAGAGGGGGUUUUAAAAUCCCAGCACCCCGUGUAUACAACGAUCAUUCACAAAUAUACUCCCAAGCUUUGCUACCCGAAGAGGUAUGCUCUCAAUAUAUACCUGAUUCAUUUGUGGUCGAUGAAGACGAUAGCUUUAUUAAUAACAAUGCCAAUAUUACUGAAGUUUCAAUGUGUCCCCUGGAGAGAGCAGAGAAAAUCUUAAAAGAACGUAGAAGGGCAAAGAAAAAUGCCAAAUUAGCUGCCGCGAAUGGUGGCCAAACAACAAAUGCUGUUAAAUCAAAAUCUAAGAAAAAGAAAAUCCACUUAAUCGAUGAUAGUUCAGAUGAUGAUUUUAUUUAA